Messenger RNA from Diabrotica virgifera virgifera (western corn rootworm), 5493 nucleotides. RefSeq lists its product as uncharacterized. The transcript is spliced from 12 exons. The record is from RefSeq and is a predicted model, not a curated record. Gene Ontology annotation, molecular function: RNA binding. NCBI's taxonomy places the organism in Eukaryota, Metazoa, Arthropoda, Insecta, Coleoptera, Chrysomelidae. Bases 67 to 2436 code for a protein of 789 amino acids.
UCCUUUUUGACAGCUUCCUUCGAGUCGCGUGGCUAACUUCACACGUAUUGUGAAUGAAGUCCAAAAAUGAGUAACAAUAAUAAUGAUUCAUUCAAUUUUAAACCAGGAAUGUUUUCUUCGCCACCUCCAAUGUUAAACAAUGCAUCAAACUGGAAUGGUUUUAAAUAUCCUCAACAGCAACAAUUUCCUAGUUCCCCUAGAUAUAGAAACGUAUUAGAAAAAAAUGGUGAAUCACCUCAUAAACGUUCUCCCGGUCCUAUGGGAAAUACUGAAUUGUCAUCACCUUCAAACAAUAAUUUUAUGAAUAGUAAUGUAGCACACGCUCAAGGUAGUCCGAUGAAGUCAUUUGAAUUUCCCCCACCACCAAUCGAUACUAGGCCAUCUUAUGCAAUGAAUCCUUCAAUGCAAUCUCUUCCUUCUACCGGUUUUGAAGGAAACCCAAAAAUUUCACUUUUUAUGUACAGAUUAAACCCAGCACAAUACUCAUAUCCCAUGGCUUCUACUCAUCCCAACCCAUAUCAAUUAGGUGCAUCCCUUCAAUUCUCUUCAUCACAACCUCCUUUACCUCCAGUUCCUCCUCCUGAAAAUCCUCCUCCACCACCUCCCCCUUCUACCAUCACAGCACAGUCUCAUCAAGCAAUGCUACAAACUUCUCAUUAUGCCAUGUAUAAUAGAAUUCCGUUUAACCCAAUGUUUGGCAACCAAAGGCAAAAUAUGUAUAAAAGGAGAUAUGAUGGCGAUGGUAAGAAACUGCCCAAGAAAAAGAAGAAACCAUUAUCGCAAGUGGUUCCUCAAAAGAGGGACUGGUCCUUAGCUGAGGCUAGGAAGGCUUUGGACGUGGAAAAAGAGUGCAACAAGAACAAUAAAAGACAAGGGUUGAUAAUAAAGUUUCCAGAUGUGGAACUGAAUAGAGAUAUCGUUUCAAAUUUCCACAGCAGUAUUGACUCUGUUCAUUUUCAACAGCCGUCAACUCCAAGAUACUGUUUUAUUACGUUAAGGGAAUCCGCGGACCCAGAGACAGUAAUUAAACAGUUGAAUCAAAUACCCUUCGGGCUAGGGUUUUUGACAGCCGAGUUUAAAAAAGACAGAGAAGAUGAACAAAACCUACAGCCAUCUGACAUAGAUCCCUUAACUCUGUAUGUCGGUAACUUGGCACAGGAAAUCACGAAAGAGGAUAUAAUCAAGACGUAUCCGAAACAAAAAAGGAUAGACAUAGGGUACGCUAAGAAGAUGAAAUAUACAAGAUACGCUUUUGUAUCUUUUUACAAUGUCGAUGAUGCCGUACAGGCAUUUCAGAAUACGCAUUCUACACAGUUGUAUUCAAAGAGUCUUAUCGUUAGGUUUAGACGCCUUCAUGGUACAGUCGGUCUGCCCGGUGAAACCAAACAAAAUACUCCUCGGUCAGAGAGUACAAGUACAAUUACCUCAGAGAGUGUAAGUGAUAAUCAGGAACUCGAUGUAUCGAGUUGGCAUUCCGAAGAAGGAAUACCAGAAGAGACACAAUUAAAAAGUGAAAGUCCGUAUACGUCUGAUGAGGAGGAACAUGAGGAACUACUAUUUUCUCCUGUUAAUUUACGCUUGAAACAAGAAUCAUUUGAUUCGCGUGUGGAACAACAUGGUCCUGUAUCUAUUAGAGACGAGGGAAAUAUUAAACAACCAAGGUCUCCUCUUAAAAACAAACUGAAACCUGGUCCAGUCGUGGGGACCAUUGACCAACACCGUUCUGUGCCUAUUGAAGAAGAUGAGGAUAUUAAACCACCAAGACCUCCUCUUAAAACAAAUUUCCUACCAGGUUCGAUAGAGUUGGGUAAACAACAAUAUCGUCCUAUACCUAUUAAAGAAGAUAAGGAUUUUCUUGAGAUUGACCUAAGUCUUGCUGAUUCAGCUUCUGAAAGUCCUAGAACUCAUAAUACGAAUUCAAAUAAUGAUACCAAACCCAACAUAUCACACAUUAAACAAGAAAGGAGCAAAGUAUAUUCCAACACCAGUUAUGAACACCUUCGAAUCUUACACAAGCAAUUGCGAAAUGGUCCAAUACAAGUUAAAAAUGAAAACGAUAUGAUUCGCAGAGAAAAUUGUGAACCAUCAGACAGAUUGAGCGCUGAAAGUGAGCAGAGUACUUCUAGACCAGUCACUGACGACCGUGUUUCUGAGAAGGGUAGGACUCUUACUCAACGGAAUAAAGAUGUUGAUUUGCCCAGAGAUAGGGUCGUAAAUAGGAAUAAGGAAAUUGAAAAGACUGCUAGAAUGGACAAAACAAGUGAUUCGAAUACGUUAUCUAAUUGGGAUAAUCUCGACUUUUCACCGGUAGCUGUGAAAACUGAAAAAGGUGUUGAAACCGAAAAAGACAAUUAUGAUGAUGACUCUAGUGAUGAUGAUGGCAUGAGUAUGGAACAGCUUCUGGCGCAGGCUAAAAGAAGGGCAGCACAAAAAUAGAAAAAAAGAUUUUUAAUAAUUGAUAUCUGGCGUUUUACAACAAAAUCAUUUUACUGUGUAAAAUGUACUUAUUAAAAGAAAAGUGUUUGUUUUAUUUGUCUUGUACGAUAUUGUCUUCCACAGCAUCGUAAUAUUUUUAUCAUUUGUUUGUGUUCUUUUCUUUUACUAUUUUCGUGUAUUGCUCAAGCGUUUUUAAUUUUAAUAUAAUAAUCCGGUCAACUUAGACAUCAAAAUAGUUGGCAAAUAACAAAAAUUGCCGGAGAGCCAAAUUUUGGUGGAGAGCUAGAUUUUACCAUAACAAAUAAAGUUUUAAAAGUCCCCAUCGAUCCCAUGUGUGCAACAAAAGUUAUUUGGGGUCAAAAGUCAAAAUUUGAGAUUUUUUAGAUUUUUCUCGAAAACGGUAAGUUUUAUCAAAAUAAAACAUCAAACCAAAGUUGUAGAUCUUAACAUUCUCUACAAAAAUAGUCCUUACAAUUUUUUUCCUAAGAGCUACCAUUCCUGAGAUAUCGCGAUUUUAAAAGUUAAUUUAUACAUUAUAUGCACUGAAGACAGUAUAAAUGCCUAUUUGUGUCUCUUUUAUAUAAUAUAUUAUACCAUUCUGAAAAUAUUUCUUCAAAAGAUAAUCAGUCCCAAGCUGAAUUUCCUCUAUCCACGUGGCCUUGAAAAACAUUUGGCUAUACCUUACAAGCGUCUACCAUUUAGCAGACAUUACGAGCUUACAGUGACAGUGGUAUUUAACGGUUACAGUGACUGGACAAAGAAUAUUAAAGCUGCAGAACAACGUCGUCGAACUACAAAAACAUCAUCGGGUUCCGAGAUUAUCUUUGAUGAAAAUAUAACAGUUCCAGCGAAUCAACAACAAUUUUUCGCUAACAUUAAUAAUAAAUCUCGUUUCAUUUCCAUGUUAACUGACAUUAACAGCUGCGAAUAUUGAAGUGAAACAAGCUAAAAAUGACGCAAAUAUCCUUAUAAUUGAGACAGCAAUUGAAAAAUUUAAGGCAACAAACACAACAAUUGUAGUUGGUGAAGAUGUUGAUUUGUUAGUACUGCUUACUGCAAGUAGAUAAAGUUAUUUAUUUUCUGAAACCUGGAAGGGCUCAACAGCGAACAGAGAUAUAUUCUUCGAAAAGUUUAUCGGCUUAUCCCAAAUGCCAAAAUUACAUUUUAUUUUUACAUGCGAUAACCCGCUGUGACACUACGUCAGCAAUGUACAGAAGGGGUAAAACUUCAGUAGGUACUUAAAUUAUUCGAAAAAAAAAUUGACUGCUGUAAAGUUUUUACAGAACUUGAUUCCACACCGCAAACAAUAGUUACGGAAUGAAUUCGCUUUCUUCUUGCGGUUUAUGGAGCUCCAAAAAAAAAUUAGUUGUCUUGAUAAAUACCGAUACUUAACUUUUGUAAAAAAUAUGCGAAACAAGAAACAAGUACAACUAUCAUGUCUUCCUCCAACAUCAGCAUCUGCUUUUCAACAUUUGUAUCGAGUAUAUUAUCAAGUUCAAACAUGGCUAGGCAAUGAACUGAAUCCAGAAGAUGGGGGAUGGGGGUUGGAAAUUAAUAGAUAAUACUCUGGAACCGAUUAAAAUCUUACUCACACCUGCUCCAGAAAAACUCCUUAACACUAUUUUUGCAAUUGCAAAAAAGGUUGUAGUGCCAAAUGUGGAUGUAAAAAAGUCUGAUUGCUGUGUUCUCUAGCGUGUACCAACUGCCAAGGUCAGUCUUGCUCAAAUGUCCAGUUUAGUACAACAGAGGAAGACUCCUGUGAUUUUAAUGAAGAAACCAAUGACUCAGUCACAUUUGAACAAUUUUUGAACAUCCAGCAAGAGGAAUAAGAUGAAAUCGAAGAAGACUUAACUGUUGAAGUAGACUUUCAAGAAUAUGAAUUUGAUUAAAAUCUAAAGAAAUCAAAACAAUAGUGUUAACCUAAUAAACAAUAGCAAUAUCAAUAAUCAAUAUCAAUAAUAAGGUAAUAUCUAGAACUUGACCAGUAUUGUUUCCUUAUAUUAUCCUAAAAUUGUCAAAACAGUUAGUGGAGUAGGCCUGAAGGGGAAACCACGGUAAAUAUAAAACGCGCCGAGUACACUACCUCACAGUUGGUGUGGAAACGUGUGCAUAUCAUGUAUAAUGUGACUCUUAGAAUCGCGAUAUCUCAGUAAUGGCAACUCUUAGGAAAAAAAUAGUAAGGACUAUUUUUGUAGAGAAUUUUAAGAUCUACAACUUUGGUUUAAGGUUAUUUUUUGAUAAAACUUACCGUUUUCGAAAAAAAUCCAAAAAAUCUCAAAUGUUGACCUUUGACCCCGAAUAACUUUUGUUGCACACAUGGGGUCGAUGGGGACUUUUAAAACUUUAUUUGUUAUUUAAUGCCCGUCUUUCCAUAAGAAACCUUCCUCAUUAACAAUUAAAAAAAUAUGUUUUAAAAUAAAACAUGUCUAAAAUUUUUAUUGAGACCUGAUAGAAAAAGGGCUGAAUUUGAAUUUAUGUAGUUGAUAAUUACAAAAAUGAUAUUCUUUACUUGUGUUUUUGAGCUUUGAAAAUUGUCGUCUUUUGUUCUUUUUUCAAUUUUAAAUGGUUUAUAACUCGAAAACGAUCAACUUUAGAGAAAAAUUACAAAAGAGCAUUUUUGUUUAGAAUGCUCCAAAAAAUCUGAAAUAAUAUCUGCCCGGGUCGAAUUUUUUUUUUUUUUUUCAUAAAAAAAAGUGUCAUUUUUUUAUUAUUAAUUAAUAAUAGUUAGAACAAGAUAAGAUCGGGCAACCCUUGUUUUUUGUAAUUGUUAACAUGCUAAAUUACAUAUCCAAUAAUUUUUAUCCAUUAAACAGAUCGGUGCAAAUCGACCCUAUAUCGGAUCCUCUACUAUUAAUAUAUUUUACGUAGAAUUUUAAUUUAUUGAUUGAUUUAUUAUUAUUAGAUGUUUAUUUGUUUAUGAUAUAUUGACAGUUAAAAAACGCCAUAUUUAUAUAUUUUUCGUAAGUGAAUUCGUUGAUCGACUUAGUUUUAAGGUUAUUUAGAGUGGUUAUUAUUUUUAGCAUUUUAAGAGUUGUUUAAAUACACGUAUUUUAAUUA